AUGUCGCAACCAAGUGACCCCCAGUACGAUGCAGUGGACGGAUAUGCACGCGACAUAAAUGGCCGCCCCGUAGACAUCGAAUCCGGGUCUUCAGCACGCGACAGAGCAUUCCCCAAAAACGCACCUCGACCUCUACGACUAAGAGACCGCGUUGUCAGAAUAACAUGGAGUUGGUUCCCCUGCACAAUGUCAACAGGCGGUCUCGCCAAUCUCCUCAACGAACAGCCCUACACUUUCACCGGCCUAAAAACCAUCGGCAAAAUAUUCUUCAUCCUCAACAUCAUCCUCUUCCUAACCUUCACAGCCCUCAUCAUCGCGCGCUUCGUUAUGAAACCCCGCGCCUUCUCAACCAGUCUGCACCAUCCGUCUGAAUCUUUCUUCUUCGGCGCUUUUUGGGUCUCUAUCGCGUUGAUCCUCACGGGUGCGCAGUCGUACGGCGGUCCGGAGACGGGACCGUGGUUCACGACUGCUAUGAGGGUGGUGUUUUGGAUUUAUUAUGCUUGUGAGAUGGUGGUGGCGGUGACGCAGUAUCAUAUUAUCUUUGAGACGGAGAGGCUUGAUAUUUCCGAGGCGUUGCCGGGUUGGAUAUUGCCUGCGUAUCCGUUUUUGGUGACGGGCAUGUUGGCGGCCAAGGUGGCGGGGAGUCAACCGCAGUGGAGUGCUGUGCAGAUUAUAGUUGCUGGUUUGAUGGGCCAGGGACUUGGAUGGAUGCUUGCCCUGUUUAUCUAUGCAGUUUACUUGUCGAGACUGAUUCAGCACAAGUUGCCAGAUGCAUCCAAGAGGCCUGGCAUGUUCAUCGCUGUUGGACCAACAGGUAACGUCGCUCCAAUCACUAUCCUCAACCUCAUGCUAACUUUUGUAGCCUUUACGUGCGGCGGUCUAAUUGCACUUGGUACCCAGGCCAAGUCCGCUCUUCCAGAUGACUUCCUCAGCACCCCUAACAUCCCCGCCGGCGAACUCUGGUCCGGCAUGUCAGUGGCCGCAGGGCUCUUCAUCUGGCUCAUGGCGAUCUGGUUCUCGGCCCUGUCCGCGAUAUCAGUCCUCCGCGCCGCUCGAAGAAUGGACUUUGGUUUGUCGUGGUGGGCACUUGUUUUCCCCAACGUCGGUCUUGCUCUGGCGAGUAUCAAUGUUGGAAACACUCUGUCAUCGAGGGGCAUCAAGAUUUUUGCAUCGACGUUGACGGUUGUAUUGGUUAUUGUGUGGUUUAUCUGUGCGGCUUUCCACAUUCGGGCCAUUAUUAGGAGGGAUUUGCUUGCUGUUGGGAAGGAUCUGGAUGUUGAGCAUGUUAAUAAGCAGCAUGAUAUAAAGGCUGAGAAGCAAAGAGAUUAG
Messenger RNA from Fusarium fujikuroi IMI 58289, 1329 nucleotides. RefSeq names its product related to C4-dicarboxylate transport protein mae1. NCBI's taxonomy places the organism in Eukaryota, Fungi, Ascomycota, Sordariomycetes, Hypocreales, Nectriaceae. Gene Ontology annotation, biological process: malate transmembrane transport. Gene Ontology annotation, molecular function: malate transmembrane transporter activity. Gene Ontology annotation, cellular component: membrane. The coding region runs from base 1 to 1329 and encodes 442 amino acids. The transcript has a single exon. The record is from RefSeq and is a predicted model, not a curated record.